Molecule: messenger RNA, 2332 nt
Organism: Syngnathus acus (greater pipefish)
Lineage: Eukaryota; Metazoa; Chordata; Actinopteri; Syngnathiformes; Syngnathidae
Product: endothelial PAS domain-containing protein 1-like
Exons: 9
Coding region: 85-1113 (342 amino acids)
Biological process (GO): cellular response to hypoxia; regulation of transcription by RNA polymerase II
Molecular function (GO): protein dimerization activity; RNA polymerase II transcription regulatory region sequence-specific DNA binding; DNA-binding transcription factor activity, RNA polymerase II-specific
Source: RefSeq, a predicted model, not a curated record
GCAUGACCUUUGAACUGCAGUUCAGUCGUUGCGUUCUAAUUGACUGACUGACUGACUGACUGACUGACUGACAGCGGGAACGUGAUGAGAGCUGACAAGGAGAGGAGAAGGGCGAUUAGUCGCGAGGCAGCCAGGCGGAGGCGGCGAGUGGAGUCGGACGUGUUUGGCGAUUUGUGCCGCCUGCUGCCGUUGCGAGCGUCCAUCAGAGAUCACCUGGAUAAACCGUCCAUCAUCCGUCUGGCGCUUUGCUACAUUCGACUCAAAACGCUGCUACAAGACGACUUGUACGUGUCACCGUUUUUGGAUUUGAAGGGCACGACGGAGGCUGCAGAGGAGACUGGCAUCUACCUAACCAUCCUGGAGGGAUUUGUGAUGGUGCUGUCCCUCGAGGGGGACAUGAUGUUCCUGUCCGACAACGUCGGUUGCUACCUGGGACUCACACAGACUGAACUGAUGGGACACAACAUUUUUGAGUUUACUCACCCGUAUGACCACAAAGAAAUCAAAAGUAAUCUCCGCCUAUCUGCAGAGGAGUUUUGGAGCGACGCAAAGCGUGACUUUGUGGUGAGGAUUAAAAGCACCCUAAGCCUCCGAGGACGGAGCACCAACAUCAAGUCGGCCACGUGGAAGGUGUUGCAGUGCCAGGGCCGAGCGAUGGCUUGCGCCGGCCCCUUCCCGGCCUCCUGCCUUCUGCUCACCUGUCGUCCUCUGCCCGUGUCUCACACGCUCCUCUGCGCUCGCACCUUCAGCAGCCAGCACAGCAUGGACAUGAGGUUCACACAGUGCGACCACAGCGUGUUGUCAAUUUUAGGGUACCCGUCUCACGAGCUGGUGGGCCGCUCCAUAUAUGAGCUUUGUCACACGCUGGACACAAUCCGUUUGACCAAAUAUCACGUCGACUUGUGCUCAAAGAGUCAGUCAGUCAGCGGCCGCUACAGGAUUCUAGUGAAGGGCGGCGGGUAUGUGUGGGUGGAGAGCCACAGCGCCGUGGUACCGAGGGUCCGGGCGUCCAAGUCUAGAACCGGAGCCCCGCAGCAUCUUAUGGUCCUCUGCGUCACCUACGUGCUAAGCGACGUGGAGGAGCCGUUCCUGCAGCUCUCUGUGGACCAAUGAUCACAGCAGCCGAAGAACUGAUCCAGCCUUUCAAAUGGUCUUUCUCGGUUUGCAAUCAUUACAAUUUUCAUGCAUGCGUUUCAAACCUGACAUUUUGUAGGCAUGUCUGUCUGACACUUGAGACUGAUUGUUGAUGCUUUUGAUUGUGGUCGUCGAUUAUCUGGCCGCAGUGAGCGAGGGUGACGAAAGCGACCCGUUUGACUCCUUCUUGACCUCUCCCUUUACUUCCUUUGGGGUUUCCUUCUGGGUCACUUGACACGUGGCGUGACAGCAAAGGCGUCUGACAUUGGCUAUGCACACACACGCGUGUAUAAUGUGCAACGUGUGUCGAUGGGGAGAUGUGAGCAGACGCGAGGCGAAACCGCAACUUCCUGAAUGAAGACGCGCGGUAGGAGAGUUCUCGUGGGAACUGAUUCAACUUUUUACCUCUGGGCCCUCUCACGUGAAGACAUACACACACACAGUUUCAGUUCAACUGACUUUCGAGAAGACAUUCUCAGAAUAAAGUGCAGAUGAAUUGUAGUCAUUUUUUAAUUAAAAUAUUUUCUUGGACUAACUAACACUUAACCUUAUGCAAGUUUUUUUAAUUUUAUUUGGGAGUAGAGUAUCUGUAGAAAAGCCAUGCAAGCAGCCUGGACUCGAACCCAAAAUAUCUGACUUGCGAGACAAACAUGCUAAGCACCCUUAUUCAAAAGUAUUCAAAUAAAUAUUACUUCUACAUUUUGUUUCUGCAUCAAGUGGCUGUGACUUGUGGCUUUGCAUGCAGAGCCUCACACUAAUGAAACAGUGUAGUAUGGAAAACACUGGCGCCCUCUAGUGGACAUUUGUUGUCAGUAAAAGGUAAAAUGUAUUGUAAAGCGAUGCCUCCUACUAUAUUGAGACAAGUCAUUUAUUUUAUAUUAGCGCCACCGAGAAAAGUGGAUCCACCGGUCAGUUGUGUAUCUUCAGCCAUCUAAUAGAAUAACUUAUUUUUUCUGACCAGUUGCUAGGCAACAUGUUGACUUUUUACCAUUUAAUGAUCCCUUUAAAAGGGGUUGCCAUGGAGAUGCAAUGCUUUUGUAGUCAUAAUAAAAAGGAAGGCGCAUAAUAUAUAUUAUUUGAAUAUAUUACAAUCUUGUAACAAUGAUAUUUUCCAUGCAGUGUUGCAGUAAUAUACAAUAUUUAGUUUGGAAAAAUAUAUUUUGGCCAUUGAAAAAUAAUAAAACUAAUCCAAAUAUUA